Messenger RNA from Epithele typhae, 597 nucleotides. RefSeq names its product vacuolar protein sorting-associated protein 60. Bases 1 to 597 code for a protein of 198 amino acids. Gene Ontology annotation, cellular component: multivesicular body. The record is from RefSeq and is a predicted model, not a curated record. Gene Ontology annotation, biological process: late endosome to vacuole transport via multivesicular body sorting pathway; vesicle budding from membrane. NCBI's taxonomy places the organism in Eukaryota, Fungi, Basidiomycota, Agaricomycetes, Polyporales, Epitheliaceae. The transcript is spliced from 7 exons.
AUGAACCGCAUCUUUGGAACAUCCAGCAGCAAGAAGCCGCGCCCGACGCUCCAAGAUGCCAUCUCAUCGACAGACACCCGGAUGGCGUCCAUCGAGGUAAAGAUCAAGAAGCUCGACGGGGAGCUCGCGCGAUACAAGGAGCAGAUGGGCAGGCUUCGGAACGGGCCUGGAAAGAACGCGAUCCAAGAGCGCGCCCUCCGGACGCUGAAGCAGAAGCGGAUGUACGAGUCGCAGCUCGCGCAGCUCACGCAGCAGACGUUCAACAUGGACUGGCGAACAAGGAGCUCAAGAAGCAGUACGGCAAGAUCGACAUUGACAAGAUCGAGGUUCGUUGCUGCCGUACACUACGACAUGGAGGAUCUGCUGGAGCAAGCGAAUGAAAUCCAGGAGAGUCUUGGGAGGUCAUAUGCCGUCCCAGACGAGAUUGACGAGGCGGAUUUGCAAGCCGAACUGGAUGCACUGGAAUUGGACGCUGAGGAGGAAGGACCCUCGUAUCUCAGCGAUCUGAACAAGAUGCCAGAUUUUGUCGACGAGCCACCCGUAGAAAUCGCAGAGACCCCAAGCGAGCAGAAGGAGGCGGUCAAGACUACCGUAUAG